Messenger RNA from Penicillium alfredii, 765 nucleotides. RefSeq names its product ribulose-phosphate 3-epimerase RPE1. The coding region runs from base 1 to 765 and encodes 254 amino acids. The record is from RefSeq and is a predicted model, not a curated record. NCBI's taxonomy places the organism in Eukaryota, Fungi, Ascomycota, Eurotiomycetes, Eurotiales, Aspergillaceae. Gene Ontology annotation, cellular component: cytosol. Gene Ontology annotation, molecular function: D-ribulose-phosphate 3-epimerase activity; metal ion binding. The transcript has 3 exons. Gene Ontology annotation, biological process: pentose-phosphate shunt, non-oxidative branch; carbohydrate metabolic process; pentose-phosphate shunt.
AUGACGCCCCCCGCCAUCAUCGCCCCCUCCAUCCUCAGCGCCGACUUCUCCAACUUGGGCCAUGAAUGCUCCAAGAAAAUGGAGGAAGGCUCCGACUGGCUCCAUGUCGACAUCAUGGAUGGCCACUUUGUGCCGAACAUGACCAUUGGCUGCCCCGUCGUCAGUCAAAUUCGCGGAUGCGUCGACCGACCCCUCGAGCCCAAUGGCCGCGGCACCUUUGAUUGCCACAUGAUGAUUAUGGAGCCGCACAAGUGGGUGCACGAAUUCAAAAAGGCCGGUUGCGAUCUCUACUGCUUCCACUACGAGGCCGCCGUCUCCUCCGUCGCCGCGACCGACCCGACCGACAAGGAAACCACCCGCCGGACGAACCCGCGCGAAUUGAUCCGAUAUAUCCACGAGGAGGGCAUGCAGGCCGGUGUCGCUAUUAAACCCGACACCCCCGUCGAUGUGCUGUGGGACAUUGUCGAGAGCUCCGACCCGGCCGAGCGCCCGGAUAUGGUCCUCGUCAUGACCGUGCACCCCGGCUUCGGCGGACAGAAAUUCAUGGCCUCCGAGCUCCCCAAGGUCCAAGCUCUGCGCGAACGCUACCCGGAUUUGAACAUCGAGGUAGACGGUGGACUGGGCCUGGGCACCAUUGACCAGGCGGCCGAUGCCGGGGCCAACGUGAUCGUUGCCGGUUCAGCGAUCUUUGGCGCGGCAGACCCGGCCGAUGUGAUCUUGAAAUUGCGUGACGCUGUCCAGAAGCGACGGGCACUCGAGCAAUAA